This is a messenger RNA of Corticium candelabrum, 1634 nucleotides long. RefSeq lists its product as uncharacterized. The record is from RefSeq and is a predicted model, not a curated record. Gene Ontology annotation, molecular function: protein binding. The coding region runs from base 53 to 1459 and encodes 468 amino acids. NCBI's taxonomy places the organism in Eukaryota, Metazoa, Porifera, Homoscleromorpha, Homosclerophorida, Plakinidae. The transcript is spliced from 3 exons.
UUUCAUUCACUUUCCUUGUUUGCUGUCAGUGUGCGACGUUUUCCUCGUCUGUAUGGCGUUGAGCAAGUGUCGUGACGUUUCCCGCUCAUCUGUAGCGACGCGUCGCCCUAUAGAUUUGCUGCGUGCUCAUUGGGUUGAACUGGAGGAUCGUGUAUGGGCAGAUCACAUCACUGGCAAGUUGUUUGAGAGAGAAAUGAUAUCAAUGAGGGAUAAAGAGGAAAUAGAGAGGAAAGCGCGUGGCAGUAGAAGGGAGGGAGCUGUUUUGCUGUUGGAGAUGAUGAUGACAAGCAGCUGGUGCGCAUGCGUGGAUUUUGCUGUCAUUCUUAGUGAGACUGAACGUUUGAAGGAUCUUGGAGAGAAACUGUUGAGAGAUGCAGGAGAUGCUGGCGUGAGGGAUGGACGAGACAGAGGAACAAUAGUUGUAGAGAACAGACGAUUGAAAAGUGAGAAUGAGAGUUUGAUGAAGAAAGUGAAGAGAUCAGAGAAGAAAGAGAGAGGAGAGAGAGUGUUGAGAGUUGGUCUGGAGAUGGAAAAGAGAUCUGAUGUCACUCAAUACAAGUGGAAACAAUUCAAAAUGAGAGAUGGAAUUCCACGGAUACCCUCUAGUUAUUUGAAUCGUGUUGCAACUUUACAACAGAAAGUCAUUGUUGCUGAGCACUUUAGUACUGAGUUAUUAAUCAUUGACAUUCAUUCAUCUGAUGUCAAGUGUUCUACUGUAGCCAGUAGACAAAAUGCAUGUGGUAAUAGAACUUGUCAACUUUUUAAUGACAGACUUUUUAAUGCAGGAGAUGAAUGUUUUGGUACAUUCUACAAUGACAGAGAUCAGCAGAGCAUGGGAAUAUACAGAGCAGAGAAGGAGGAAUGGGAACAUGUGACUGACAUUCCAUCAUAUGAUAAGUUACAUUGCUAUGGUAUUACAGCUGAUAGGGAUCAUGUAUACAUAGUGGGUGGUUUGGAUGGUGAUGUUGUUCUACAUGACACAAUAUUGGUAUAUGACAUCAACACAGGCACACAGUGUGACAGUAAGAAGAUGAGCAGCAAGAGGUGUGACUGUUCAUGUACAAUCAUAGAUAACAUGUUGUAUGUGGGAGGAGGAUGGGAUGAAGGGCGAUGUUUGAAUAGUAUGGAGUGCAUCUCACUCAAUGACUACAGCAGUCACCACAGAGUAGCAGCUACACCUACAUACCGCUGUUCACUAACAACACUGUGUGACAGACUGGUGAUGUUAGGUGGGAUAGUUGGUGAUGCUUGCACUAGUCCUACCAGUAACAUGGUUUCAGUGUUGAGUCCAUGUCUCAACUCGUGGCUGCCACUACCAGCAAUGAAUGAAGAAAGGUCCCGGCAUGGAACAUGCACAGUUGGUGAUGACACUCUUGUGGUGGUGGGAGGAGUAAGAAUUGUUGAAGAUUUGAAUGAAUCUUCAGCUCUUGCUCAUUAUGAACUAUUGAGAUUUGAGUGAAAACAUUUUUAUGCAGUAGGAAUGUGUUUGUUUGUAUUUUCUGUCUGUAGUAAUCACUAGUUGUUGUCUUUGUUUGUAUUUUCAUGUUGCUCAGCAGUUGUGCAUUGUUAAACAUUGAUAUCAAACAAUUUGUUUUGAAAUUUUUAAUUAAUUGCAAACAAGUUGCAUGCUCUAG